CCACACCCUCGCAUCUCCACGAAUCAGCUCAAGACCGCUGCAUCAGCUGGGAUACUGUUGCUGAACAUUUGGACUGGUUUGCAGCCCGUAACACAACAUCUGGGGAAGUCGCGGCUCGCCACCUGUGUACGGGAGGUAAAAACACCUCGCGCUUCUCCAGCGCCGUUGUCCUUACACCUUUGCACCUGCCCUUAAAUAGCAAUAAAGUUGUUGCGCACCUCCUACACUCACCUUGCGUUCUUCUGCUCUACAGUUCAGCUUGUCGACAGCUGUCCGGCGAUCCGAGUGAGAUCCUCGGCAACGAGUCUAACUCCACCCUCACAAGCCUAUCGACAGGUAGCGCCCAUAAUGUCUUCCUCCGUCUUCUACAAGUUCAAGAAUCAGAAGGAACCUGAGCGCAUCACGUUCCAUGGCACCGGCAUCUCCGUCUUCGAGCUGAAGCGUGAGAUCAUCACCGCGACCGGCCUAGGCGAUGGCUCCGACUUCGACCUUCACCUUUACCCUGAAGACGACCCAACGUCCGAAUACAAUGACGACACAACCGUUAUUCAGCGCACGAACACCGUUAUUGUAGCCCGUCGGCCGGCUGCCCGCGGUCACGGCAAGGCCGCCCGUUACGUUAGCGGAAAAGCCCCGGUUCGCGCUCUUCCGAAACCCGCUGCUAAGUCUGCCACACCCGCAACAGGCGCCGCCGCAGUGCUCGACGCCGAGGCUGCCUUCCUUGCCGAAUCAGAGCAGGCUUGGGAACAACAGAAAGAAGCGCUCUCUCAAGUCAAGUCGACUCACCACAAAAAAAAACCUAUCAAUGUGCCCAAUCACGACCCACCCGCAGGCUACGUCUGCUACCGAUGCCACCAAAAGGGCCACUGGAUACAACUGUGCCCUACGAACGACGAUCCCGAUUUCAAGCCAGUGGCUCGUCCGAAGCGCACCACUGGUAUUCCCAGAUCUUUCCUCAAGACGGUGGAGAAGCCUGUGGAUGAGGAGGAUGCCCGUGGCGUCAUGCUGAACGCCGAGGGAGAGUACGUUCAGGUCAUGACCGAUACCAAGACAUGGGAGAAGUUUCAAGAGAAGGCAAAUGCUGCGAAGGCCCACGCGGCUGAGGCCGAGGCCGUCAACAAGGAGGCACAGAAGCGUGGUUUUGCGUGCCCGAUUGACAAGCGCAUGUUCGUGGACCCCGUGAAGACCCCUUGCUGCAGCAAAACCUACUGUCACGAGUGCAUUGAGAACGCCUUGGCGGAUGAGGAUCUGGUUUGUCCUGGUUGUGGAACGGAGAAUGUCUUGAUUGAUGAACUUGCUGCGGAUGAGGAAAUGGUGCAGAAGGUUAAGGCGUACAUGGCUGAAAAGGCCAAGGAGAAGGCGGACAAGGAACAGCAAGCAAACGAGGAAGCUCAGGCAGCUGCCAAACCUUCAACCCCUAACAAUGAAGAUACCAAUUCUGUGCCUCCUGCUGAUGAGACGACAAAGGCUGGAAAACCUACAUCUUCAGACACCCCAAUUGCUAGCGGAAAUGGCUCUGAUAGUGACACAUCGGGUACAUCCAAGAAGCGCAAGGAUCCGCCUACGGAGAUCAAACCUCCCACAGCUCCGAAGGCGAUGCGCCAGCAGAAGGAACAGCAGCAACGCCAAGCCCAGGACACCACUGAAUCGUUAAUUCAGAACUUUCAAGCCGACAUGGAAGCGAUGUUCAAGGGCAACCCAAACAUGCCCGUUUCUAUGCCUAUGCCAGCAAAUCCCAUGAUGGCCAUGGCCAAUGCCCCUAACAUGAACGGCAUGGGCAUGAAUGGUGGUAUGAACGGCUUUCCAAUGAACGGCAAUUGGAACAACAGCUACAACCAGGGCUUCCCGAACAACAUGGGGUACGGUGGCAACAUGAACCAGGGCUGGAACGGCUACAACAAUAAUAUGGGCUUUGGGAACAUGCCUAAUCAGAUGAACGGUAUGAAUAGCUACGGUGGUGGCUGGAAUCAGCAUCAGGGCUACAACAACAACAGCAACAACAUGGCUGGGUGGCAGGGUCAGCAAGAUGCAUACGAGCGCAAACCGUUGAACCCACACCGAAGCCAGAAUAAGCACCGCAAAGCGCGUGCUCCUGACUUCCAUGUUUUGUGA
Messenger RNA from Paraphaeosphaeria sporulosa, 2112 nucleotides. Its product is annotated as DWNN-domain-containing protein. Gene Ontology annotation, biological process: protein ubiquitination; ubiquitin-dependent protein catabolic process; mRNA processing. Gene Ontology annotation, molecular function: nucleic acid binding; zinc ion binding; ubiquitin protein ligase activity. Gene Ontology annotation, cellular component: nucleus. Lineage: Eukaryota; Fungi; Ascomycota; Dothideomycetes; Pleosporales; Didymosphaeriaceae. The record is from RefSeq and is a predicted model, not a curated record. The transcript is spliced from 3 exons. The coding region runs from base 349 to 2112 and encodes 587 amino acids.